CGCCGCUCUAGACUGACAACACGCUCCAACUUACUCUUCCAAUAUGGCGAACCCGAGGAAAUUUGCCGAGAAAAUUGCCUUGCACAACCAGAAACAGGAAGAGGGAACGCGUGCUUUCGAACAGAUUAUGAAAGAGGUUUCCAUACUUGAGGUAUUUUUAAUUUUCUUGAUUAACAGAUAUUUUUUUUAUUCGUUUUGUUGUGCGUUGUUGACAUGUCAGUAGCACAGCUGAAUAUGGAUUUCUUCUCUGUUUUCAAGCCUACCAAAAAGCCCCAACACCAGCAGAUGCAACAACAGUACUUUGGAGGAUCGUUGCCAAAUGUGAACAUCAGUCUAGCGCAUGCACACCGACUAGACCUACAGGUAAUUUUUGUUUUACACUUCACGAUUGUGUUCAUCUGCUACGGGAUUAUAGUACAUUUCUGUGCAUUUGUUUUGAGGUUCGAUUCUAAUGAAAUGAUACUGCUUUCGAUCUUCAGACCGCGUUAGAUAGUCUGGAUCGUCUCACAGGGUUGCAUCACAGCGUUGGUGAUCGUAUGCCUAUAAGUCAUAAACAACGGUUCCAAGGCGGCCGAACUCAAUUUAACCCGAACAAUCGUUUUCGGGGAAUAUCCUUCUCAUAGUCUGAUAAAGAGUUCAGAUCGUCACCUUAGUCAAGUUAAGGGACUUUGGUAACAUAUGUCACGAUACGGUUUACAGAUAUCACAAGUUGUAUUUUUUUUAGUUCUCGAUUACUUUUUGUUCCUGGUUAUUUGAUUUUCUCAGUCAGAUUUACUAGAAAGUAAAUACGUUAAUGUUUCGUGAAAUAGUUGUGUCAAGAUCGUGACGGUGUAGAAAGAGAAACGUUAUAGGGUUCGUUGCAAAGAAGUUAUUUAAAGAACAUGACAUAGUUUAUACAUCGAUUUUUCGAAGCUUUAGUCAGCCUUAACCUUGAUCACAUAGACACAUCACCCUACCAUGUGUCUGGUUGCCAUUUAUCACCUCCUCAAGAUCGGUAUUCGCAAGAUCAAGGUUGGCGAGAUAGAAGGUAGGUACAUUCAAAUCCCAACCCAGUGUGUCAUAAUAGCUUGAUGAGCUUACUUAGCAUUUUGCGUAGUUAUUCAAUUACUUACGCUGAGGAGUCCGUAUACUGGUCUUUUGGAAACAGUGAUAUUGUACUUACCUGUUUGGCUGUAGCAGAUGCGCUUUCAGGAAGAGCAAAACGAUUAAUAUGGUUCAAAUUUUGUUUGGGUAGCGAAAGGCUCUAGUUGAAAGGUGAAUUGACCUCUAGUUUCCCGCGCAAAUUUAUCAUUGCACAAACAUAAAUUUUCUAAGCGAGUCUGUUCUCUUUUGGCAAGUGAUUUGUUGUCAUUACUACGGCAAUAGUAGUGGUAAUUUUGUUGUUUUCGAUAAGAUCUCAUCUUUUUGGGAUUUCGUGUUCACCUGUUGGUUUGGUUGAGAUAAUGGAAGUGUUUGUACAACUUAUUACGAUUGAGGAGUGCAUCAGGCAAUCGUAGUCAAUUUGGUAACGGCCGCAAAGUCUAAAUUAAAUCCAAAAUACAAUCAGAAAAUUGGAAAAAAUUCCAUGGAUAAUUCUAGAAGCUUGUUUUCUAUUUUUUCCUCAUUUGUGAGUCUAUUAAUUAAGUUAUUGUUAGGAACUAGAAGUUCAAAUACGAAUUAAUUAUUUUUUAUGUACUUAAAACUGUGUUUACAUUUGGUGAAAUCAAAUGCUUACUCUUUACUCCUUGAUGUUUUCUUUGACUCUUAAAUCUUUGUUACUGGAGUAACACAGGUUAACAAUUGCCAUAGAUAUACAAAAUUACUUUUGUUAUACUAUGAUGUGUAUUGUCUUUUAUAUCAAAGUGCAGUUUUAAUAUAGUGAAAAGAGUGCAUGUGAUGUAGAUUAGCUUUGUGUUAUGCAUGGGAAGCAUGGGGGUGCUGAUCAAGUCUCAGUCACAAAUUUUAGAAAAAAUUUUAAAGUGCUCUCCAACCAAUCUCAAUUAGAAAUCAUUAAAUCGCUUUAAUUUAUUACACAUUGAUUUCAACUUUUUGCAGUAGUUUUCAAUUUCUGCACUAUGUCACUAUUAGACACACUCAGUUAUACUUUUGAAUAAAUAAUAUUUUUUAAGAAUAUGAGGGGUAAACCCUUUUAAUUCACUGUGACAGUCUUUUUCCUUUGUGUGUCCCUUGCUUCAUGUUUGAAACUUUCUCUAAAUUAUUUGCCUUUCCAGACCCAUUUUAGUCAUAUUACUAUACCUCUCUGAACAUUCCAUGAGGCAUGAGGUCAAGAUGGCUGAAUGUUGGCCAAGGUUUUUUUUUUCUUGCAUUUCUUUGGACAGAGAAAAAGUUGAGGUCCAUAAAAAUGAAAAAACAGAACAAGGCUAAUAUUCAGCCAUCUUUGCCAAACAAGCUUGGUCAGUAAAGAAUCUACUAUAUUACAGAGAUUUUGCGCUUUAACACAAAUCAAGAAUGACUUGUUUCUUCUAAGAGCUGGGAAAGAAAGUCAACUGUGCUUGUGACACAAUGAACCCACCAGAUUUGUGUUUGUCUUCUUUAUUUUGACUCUCUUCUGCUACUUUUUGCGUCUCCAUUGCCAACAAUGCCCAAGAAUCAUGAACAUUGUUUUUCUGUUCCACACAAUUUCUUUCUUGAGCAGGAUCAAAGCAGGCAACCUUGAGCCUUGCUUACUCAAGUAGCCAAUCAGAACACAGGAUUUGCUUCAUAUUUCCCAAGGGUGCUGCCAGCUAUAUAAUAAAAAUACUUAUUGUCAUUCUACAUCUACAGUUUUUAUAUUUAACACCAAAUAUUCUCAGCACGAUGUAGAUUAACUGGACCCAGAUUCUACUCAAACAACUAGAAGAUGCAUGCAUAAAUUGUAAAAAUUUAAGAUUAACAGAGAGUGGAAAACCACUGUAUAGAAUUGAAAACUAAAGAUACAAAUAUGCAAGUUGGAUGAAAAGAAAUAAGGAAAAGAGAAACUCUUGUUGAAAAGUGACCCAUCCCAGUCAACAGAAAUAACUUUUUCAAAAUCAAGACUAUGUACUUAUCACAUAACCUUUUUAUGCUCACUGAGUAUCAACCAAAUAUUAUAGGUUAAUGAUUAACUCAUCAUGUGAUUUCUCCAUGGGGUAGAGAGGAAAUAUACUAUGGAACAGCGCCUUUAGCAUGCUAUGGUGUAUUUGAAUAUGUAAAUGGUAUCUUACCCAGUACAUUGAGUAUCUUUUGUUGGUUUUAGUUGACAUGCAUCUGCUGAAAUGCAUUUUUGCUUCUUAUUAUCUUCUACAGAAUUGCAUCUGAUUCUGCUCUCCAUGAUAGUGUUGUCCGUGCAGAGGUGAAACCCAAAGGUAGGACUUCUAUCAGCUUUACAUUAAAGUGAGACUCAAACCUUACUGGUGCUCCUAAAAACUAACUUUUGUGUAGCAAAAAGGAAAGAAGUGGAAAUCAUUAAUUAGUAUUACUGAGAAAGGCAUCAGUAUCAACCCAGUAAACCCUAGCAUUAGUUUCCAUAUUCUCCUUACUCUUUUCUGUACAUUUCCUUUGGUACUGGCAAGGAGAAUUUGUUUAACAAUCAAAACUUCAUAGGUGUAGCCAUUAUUUCCUCUGUUCUCAUAAUCUUAAUGAAUGAUUCAGCAAUAUUACUGUAAGGAGAAACUAGAUGGUGGUUUCUCUCAGGGGCCCAAAGGUUAAUACCCGGACAUAGGAUUUUGUGUGCUUAGUUAUCUUGUUAUUUAGUGUGUAGUUAUUUAGUUAUGAUUUUACUCAACCUAUUUGAAGCAGUCAUAACCUUUCGAUUAAAUUUCUAUCAUCUAUUUCUGUCAAAAUAUAGAAAUUGUACCAUGAAGAUAUAUUAAAAAAUGCCUAUAUUCGUUGACAUUUUUUUUAUAUUUAACACAUUUCAAUUUGGGAGUGCAAAAAUAUGGAUUGAGUAAACAAGCACUAUGGUUAUUUGGAAUGAAAAUUUAUUUUGUUAACUGUCACAACAUAAAAGGCUCAAAAGAUUUCACAAAAAGAAUGAUUUGAAUUUGGGGCUUCAUUUUAAGUUCCAGAAUGAGUUUGUUUCCUUGUUAUUUUUACAAUUAUUGUAUAAGGUAACUUUGUAGAUAUAAGGUAAAUUUGUAGUAAAUAGUUUGUUAGUUUACACUGAGAACAUUUUCCAUUUGGGUAUUCUCUAUCCAUUGACAAUGAAAAUUAUCAUUAGUACCACAGUAGUGUCCUCAAUAUAUUUUUUUUCCAUGACUCAAACUUUGCUAAAUGGUUUACGUGAUUGAUAAACAAUUGAAAAAGUGGUAUUUCUUCUUAUCUCCAAUAUGGAAGUGGUCGUAAUGAAAAAAUAGAAUUUAUUGCUUGGACUUGCAACCAACAGUUAAAAUGGUGUUUACAAAUACAAAGGCUUGGAAUAGUAGUCCAGAAUAAUGGCAACAAGUUUUUCUAAAGUAGAUCAUGAAACUACACUUGGGAAGCUUUUUGAAGACAAGCCAUUCUUGCUAAAACUUUCCUCUCUUCCCUGUGUCUCCUUUUAGUGCCAGUGGCCAUUUAUUAUAUUUUUAUUUAUUUUGUAAAUUCCACCUCAGUAGUGAUGUAGUAAUGUUGUUUGAUUACAAUUUGACAUUGGUCAUCAUGUUUAUUUCCAACAAGAUAACAUUUAAUUAUUUUUUGUACCCCUGUUUAUUUAGAAAAAACAUUGCCAUCCCAUGAAAGAAAGGUGAGUGUAGAAUUAGUACAUAUUCACAGAGUAUCUAUUGUCUUUUAUAAGGUGAAAAAGAAGAAACUCUGCUUUUGCAUUCAGUGAAACUUAAGCAUUAGUAAAAUUGUUACUGAAAUGUAAAGAAAGAUUUCAAGAUAACUCUGUCUUCUUUUUGGCAAUAAAUUUAUUUUAAAAAAAACUUUUUUGUAACAAACUUAUUUAAUUUUUCAAAUGUUUGAAGUCAAAUCUAUGUCUGUAGGUUUUUUUGAGGAUAUAAUGAGCAUGGACUGUUUAGAGUUUGGUUACUCGUUAAUUUCAUGGUAUUUUACUUUGCUCUCUGUUAAUGUUCCUGUUUGUAAACUUAAAAAGAUUAUAAAUGCACUUUUCAAGUUUUUUUUUUUUUUUUUUUUUCAAAUUGUGUUUAGAUUAUCUAAAUGUAAAUCAGGAAAAGAUGGAGUUGAAAUUUCUACUAAAACUCAAAGGAAAAAUUCACUUCUCUAUGUUUUCUUUACUCUGAAAAUUUGUAAUAAUGAUAUCUUUUUAAUUUAAUCAGAGGUACUUGUGUCCUUUCUUUUGUCCUGAACCGAUAUAGCAAAAAAAUUCUCACUGACAGUUACUUUUCUUUUGCAGGUUCGCAGUCCAUCUAGACCAAAGUCUUGUGAAGUGCCUGGAAUGUAAGAUUUCAAUUUUUUCCUUCCUUUGGAGUGUAUUGAUCUUAUAUUGAUAAUCUACAAUAUUUAUGUGUAUCGUGCUUAGUAACUAAAAUGUGUAGUUAUUGUAGGAUUGCAGAGGAAAAUUUCAAUAAUAAUUAUAAUAAUAAUAAUUAGUAAUUGUAAGUAGACAAAGAGGUUAAAAAUCCAAAUUAGCGGAAGGCAGACCAUUUUGCCAGAGCCAAACCAUUUGGCCAAAUACAAAGUGCAGCCAAGGAGUUGAUCUCUGGAUAACCACGAACAAUUGGAGUGAGGAGCAGGAUGAAGGGCUUAAACCUAGGCCCACCAGAUAACAAGUCAAGAACUCUAACCACUUGGCAGGUUGCCUCCUCUAAUUCCCUGACCCAGGAUGUCAUUGUCAGAAAUGAUCACAUAAUGGAGCUGAUUUACUUGCUAGACAGAGCAACAACUUUUCAAUCCUUCUAUUUUCCAGUUUAGUGGGGUUUUCAACUCUCCUGUUAUCUUGCUUUUUUUAAUGGUUGACAGUUUUGUCACUAAAGAGCUUUUGCAUUGUUAGAGGCUGAUAAACCACUUCUGGUGUGUUAAAACUUCUUUCUUUGACAAAGCCACUUUCUCAACUAUCCUUAGAUAAUUUUGAACCCAAAUUAAAAAUGCAGUGAGGCAAAGUGAUGUCUGGGUGUUUUGUUUUGGCAUUAGGUAACAGCUUCAAGUGAUUCUUUAAAAUGUGUUAAAUUGCACUUAAGAAACGUAUUGAUUCAGUCGAAAUGUAUAGAAAGGGAAACUGAUAUUAUAAUAUAAUAUAAUUCUUGGUUUAAAAUAUUGCCUUGUCCCAAACACUAAUGACUAUUUUUGUCAAGAACAUGGCAAUGUUUUAAAAUUUUAUGUGUAAUCUUUUGUUUAAUUGCUAUUUGACUGAAGUUUCACUUCUUCUUCAUAUUUUGAUUACUAGGACUUUCCCAGCAGAACAUGUAUCACAGACAGGCCCCAACUUACCAAUAGCCACUGCCAGUACAGGUGGUUCUCUUCCAGAUCUCACAAACCUGAAUAUUAUUCCCUCUCCACUGAUAACACCCCUUGACAAUGAUGAACAUGUGAAUCAAGCCUUGUCUUCAACCCAGCUUCAAAUGUCACAAAGACAGAGUCCUGUUCGACGGCCAGUAGCAAAUCAGCAGCAAAUGAGGAAACCACAAUACACUGACCAAAUACCAUUAAUGGAUGCCAAUCUACGGCCUCUUGAAAGCAGGUUGCAACAAUUCCAGUUUUAUCCUCAGAAUAACGAUUUCGGUUCACAUGGAGGCUCAGCAACUACUACAAGUGCUUCACCAACACUUUCCCCUACAUCAUCAGCACCUAUGACUCCACUCUUUGGUAGCCUUCCCACUAGUCCACUGUCAUCAUUUAAUCCUGAGCUCUACUUUAAACAGCAACAACAGCAGCAAUCAAAUACACAAGCUUUACAACAACAACAACUAGAACAAUUUUCUAUGCAUCGCCCAGUGGCAGUAGGAGGGAUGUUGAAUUCUUCAAUGCAACUGCCCUUCCAAACUUUGUUGGCACAAACACCAACUACUAUUCCAGGUCAGGGAAUGCCUAGCUUAGCACAUUUUUAUGGUCCAGGCCAUGCAAGGGUACCAGAUUUAAUUGUGACUGGUUCAGAUGAUGACGGAGUCAAAUCAGACUUUGCAAAAGAUCUUAGUACAGCCAUGGGCCAUAUUGGUGGUGAUGAUUCUGGCGAUAUGUAUGCCCCUGAUGAUCCAUUACAAAAAGUUGUGCUUGAUCCAUUGGACAUGGAAGGCUUUCAAAUGUUGUCUGGCCAGGAUUCAGAGCUCACUGAUGCUGCAACUGAAGAUCAGUUUCGUCUGGACCGCCUUGGGUAG
This is a messenger RNA of Pocillopora meandrina, 7211 nucleotides long. NCBI's taxonomy places the organism in Eukaryota, Metazoa, Cnidaria, Anthozoa, Scleractinia, Pocilloporidae. The record is from the annotation of a GenBank genome assembly.